Messenger RNA from Mycetomoellerius zeteki, 2238 nucleotides. It is a transcript of the gene Rox8, whose product is annotated as TIA1 cytotoxic granule associated RNA binding protein Rox8. NCBI's taxonomy places the organism in Eukaryota, Metazoa, Arthropoda, Insecta, Hymenoptera, Formicidae. The record is from RefSeq and is a predicted model, not a curated record. Gene Ontology annotation, molecular function: RNA binding. The transcript has 3 exons. Bases 883 to 2064 code for a protein of 393 amino acids.
CAUGGUUCGCGUGAGUUUUCGUGUUACUUGUUACGAAUGUUACGAUUACGACAGCUCGACGGGUGAUACAAAAACACGUGUCUCUUGGGCGAAUUUUAAGCAUCGAGGUGGUCGAGCGUCGAUACUGUCGGUAGUUCCGAUUUUUAGUCGUCAAGUCACGUCAGGUUGAUCGCGAGCGCGGGCGCGCGCGCACGCCAGAGAGAGAGAGAGAGAGAGAGAGAGCAAGUUCGAUCUGCGCGGUUCCGUGCCGGCAGGAUUUGUCAGGAUUUGUGGAAAAGCGAGCGCGUUUUUCACGUUAACAAUUUGUUCCCAUUGCAUUCGCGGCUCGACGCGGCGCGGCGCGAGUCAAAGGGAAAGCGGGUUGCGAAGUGGCGCGGCGCGGUGAGGCGCGGGGCGGCCAUUUUAUGUAUUAGUAUGACGUAGAGGCUGGGUGUAGCUUAGCGUUCUUAUUGUCGGUUGUGCGCGAAGAAAAAACUAACAGGUCGGUGUCUGGUAAGUGCCCGAAUGUUUGAUGAUCGCGAACGCUCAUCCGCGAGUGACGUCAAGUUGCCACUGUCGCCGCAACGAUCGCUUUCCCGCGGAUAGUCGUGGCUCGUGCUCGUGCCGUUUAGCUGUGUGACGCGUGUAACGCAGUGUAACGCGUGGAGGCUGUGAAGGGCGAACAGCUUCGGCCGUCGGCGAGAGGGGAAAGUGUACGAACGGGCGAAACGAACGAACGAACGAACGAGAGAGCGAGCAAGCAAGCAAGCAAGCAAGCAAGCAAGCAAACGAUCGAACGACAAACAAACUGACGGACGGACGAGGACGAGCGAGCGAGCGAAAAGUGAAAGUGCGUUCGUCGCGGCGGUGCGUCCGUAGCAGCGCCAAGCAGCGCGUACGAACAUGAGCGAGGAAAGUAAUCCACGUACGCUGUACGUGGGCAACCUGGACACCUCGGUAUCCGAGGACCUUUUGUGUGCGCUCUUUUCGCAAAUCGGCGCCGUGAAGGGAUGCAAGAUCAUCCGGGAGCCCGGCAACGAUCCGUAUGCCUUCGUCGAGUUUACGAACCACCAGUGCGCGGCCACGGCGCUGGCCGCCAUGAACAAGCGCUCCUUCCUCGACAAGGAGAUGAAGGUUAACUGGGCGACCAGUCCAGGCAAUCAGCCGAAACUCGAUACCAGCAACCACCACCACAUAUUCGUCGGCGAUCUCUCGCCGGAGAUCGAGACGCAGACUCUCAAGGAGGCAUUCGCGCCCUUCGGCGAGAUCAGCAACUGCAGAAUCGUCCGCGACCCACAGACGCUCAAGAGCAAGGGCUACGCGUUCGUGUCAUUUGUCAAAAAAUCCGAGGCUGAAGCGGCGAUUAACGCGAUGAACGGCCAGUGGCUGGGUUCGCGCAGCAUUAGGACCAACUGGUCCACUAGGAAACCUCCGCCACCGAGGUCUGAAAGGCCGCGGCAUUCCAACAAUAGUAAACCAAACUACGAGGAAGUAUAUAACCAAAGUAGUCCGACCAAUUGUACCGUAUAUUGCGGAGGUUUUACGAACGGUAUCACGGAUGAGCUGAUAAAGAAAACCUUUUCACCUUUUGGUACCAUUCAAGACAUAAGAGUAUUCAAAGACAAGGGAUAUGCCUUUAUCAAGUUUACAACCAAGGAAGCUGCGACACAUGCCAUUGAAUCGACGCAUAAUACAGAAAUCAAUGGUAGCAUCGUUAAAUGUUUUUGGGGAAAAGAAAACGGUGAUCCAAACAGUGUGGGUCCUAAUGCAAAUCAUCAAGCUCAACAGGUGACAGCGGGAGCGGGACAAUACGCGUAUGGUUAUGGCCAGCAGAUGAGUUAUUGGUAUCCACAGGGCUAUCCGCAGAUGCAGGGACAGUUCUUGCAGCCUGCGCAAUACUAUGGUCAAUAUUAUGGGCAACAGGCUCAGUAUAUGAACAGCAUGAGGAUGCCCACUCCAGGCGCGGGAGCCUGGCAACCGACGCAAGCCACCGCGGCACCGCCGACAGCGAGUGCACCCUUGCCUCCGGGCCAACAGCCCACUAUGGUAACAUAUACCAUGCCACAUCAGUACCCUACGCAAUGAAACUCAUCAUUGACCGGCUAAUUGUUACGUACGAUAUAAUUGUCCCGGGGUUAUCGCGAAAAUCGUUCCGACAUAUACCUAUUUCAACAUUUACAUUCGAGUUUUCUAUGGUGUAACUAAUCGUUUCCACGAUUAAUGAGAUUUCAUUUAAAUCGAUUUUUUUAAAUAGAAAAA